CAUGAAUUCAAAAUGGCUGCGUUGUGUUUAUCAAAAGCAAAAUGCAAAACUAAGAUUAAUUUGCUUUCCCUGGGCUGGUGGAGGAGCGGCGUUCUAUGCCAACUGGGGUAAAAAGUUUGCAAGCGAAGUAGAAGUGCAUGGAGUUUGUUUGCCUGGUAGAGAGAGUAGGUUCAAGGAAUCUUUCAUUAUUGAUGACUGGGAAUCAUUUUUAAGUGAUUUCUGUGAGGAUGUUCUGGAGAUUUUAAAAGGAAAGCCAUUUGCAUUUUGGGGUCACAGUCUGGGAGCCAGAUUGUGCUUUGAAGCAGCAAAGUACCUGAAACUGUACUACAACUCGCAGCCAGUUCACUUGCUAAUAUCAUCAGCAACUGCACCCCAGGUGGCAAAAAUAACACUAGACGUUUCAACUCAAACUGAUGAUGAUUUGAUUAAAAAAAUCAGCAGCUGGGGAGGAACACCAAAAGUAUUGACAGAGAGCAAAGACAUGAUGAAGAUAGCUGCACGUGUGUUAAGAGCUGAUCUCACGCUGCUGCAGAACUACAGAUUUGAAGAGAGUGCCAAUGGUGUCGUCCUUGAUUGUCCUCUGACUUGUUUUGACGGAUCGGAUGAUCUUCACGAUCAAGAUGGGUGGGCGGAACUUACAUCGGGGUCUUUCAAAAGACACGUUCUGCCUGGAGGGCACUUUUACUUCAUGGAAGGAGGCAAUGAACUGUCUCUCACAAACCAUAUUUCGGACGCCUUGCGAUUACAUUACACUCCAAGUCCUUGAUUGAAUCAUGCGCUGAUCCUGGAUUUAGCCAGAUUUGGCCGGAUUGAUAGGGCCGGGUAAAGCGAACCCUACACGGGCUAAGAUUUUCGUCACCUUAUAGAGGAGGUCGCCUAAGAUAUAAGCUCUAGAACUUUGGAAGUACAUCAUACAUGCUAGACAUGGGGCACAUCACGGAGAACUGAGUCAGACUGAGACUGAAAGCUGGAACAUCACAGAGUAGAAUUUUUUCCACGUUUUGAGUGUCGAGUUGCUUGAUCACUUAGAAGAUGAAACGAUUUUAUUUUAAUAAAGGGGGUAAG
Pocillopora verrucosa is the source of this 1065-nucleotide messenger RNA. RefSeq names its product S-acyl fatty acid synthase thioesterase, medium chain-like. Lineage: Eukaryota; Metazoa; Cnidaria; Anthozoa; Scleractinia; Pocilloporidae. Gene Ontology annotation, biological process: lipid biosynthetic process. The record is from RefSeq and is a predicted model, not a curated record.